Molecule: messenger RNA, 2099 nt
Organism: Coregonus clupeaformis (lake whitefish)
Lineage: Eukaryota; Metazoa; Chordata; Actinopteri; Salmoniformes; Salmonidae
Product: RNA-binding protein 38
Exons: 4
Coding region: 271-936 (221 amino acids)
Cellular component (GO): cytosol
Molecular function (GO): RNA binding
Source: RefSeq, a predicted model, not a curated record
GAUCGCGUUGCUUGGAUAUAACUCAACGCAUGGAAUAAAGACGUAAAUUUGCAUCGAUACAGACUGGACGAAUCAAGCCUGAUUGCGCGCUUGAGAAAAAUCUAUGCGCAUUUAAAGCUUCCAUCUCUCGAGCGCCAAUUUCGUUGUUUAGAACUUUGAUAUACCACUGUUUAUAUUGUGUUUUACCCCAUUGACCGUUUAGGUUUUCCAUUCGAACCCACUAGUGGGCCAACGCUUUUCCAUCAAUUUGUUAACAGAGGUCUGGAGACGAUGCAUCCCACUAUUCAAAAAGACACUACUUUCACUAAGAUAUUUGUCGGCGGUUUACCUUAUCAUACCAACGAUGCAUCCCUUCGAAAAUACUUCGAGAUGUUCGGGGAUAUUGACGAGGCCGUUGUGAUAACUGACAGACAAACUGGGAAAUCCCGAGGAUAUGGCUUUGUGACUAUGAUUGACAGGGGGGCGGCAGAGCAAGCAUGUAAAGACCCCAACCCCGUCGUCGACGGUAGGAAGACUAACGUCAACCUGGCCUACCUGGGAGCCAAGCCCCGAAGCCCACAGACAGGUUUCUCCAUCAAAGUGCAGCAGGUCCACCCCGCCCUGAUCCAGAGGCAGUAUGGAUUGGCCCAGCAGUAUAUGUACCCCCAGGCCUUCCUCCAGCCCAGCCUGGUGCUCCAGUCCCAUCUCAGCCCCUCUCAGGCCUCCCUCACUUCCCCAUAUCUGGAUUACAGCUCAGCCUAUGUCCCCUACACCCCCUCCCCCUCCGCUAGAUACCUCAGCUACCACUACUCCCCCGCCACACCUGGUCCCACCAUUUCCGCCCCCCUUACCCCACCCACGCCCAUCCACCCCUCCCUCAACACUUUUGCUGGCCUCUCUGUCCCCCCUGCUGCCUGCCUCCAAUACACCCUCCACCAGCCUGACCACAUGCAGUGAGGUCGGGCCUGGGAGAGGGAGGUGUGGUGAUGUGGGGUGAGGGUGACCGAAGAGGGGCACUGAUGACAACAUGUAUGGAGACUUGGAACAGGAUGCUUAUUGAGCUCUGACCUGUGACAUCAUCAGUACGAGACUCCUGACAACCGAUGAGAGAGUGGGGUCAGAAUCCAAAGGGCUUUGUGAAAACAGAACAAAACACACUGGGACGUCGUCCUGUUUUUCUAUUAGAGUUAUUAUCCAUUAUUGUUUUCUUAGUUGUUACUAUGCUACUAUUGCUGCUGUCGCCAACGUUUAUAUGAAUGUUUUUAGCUAAUGAUGGAAGUAAGAGCUCUCCCUGUGUCCAAUGCCAAACAUGAUGGAGUCAAUGGAACAUGAGAACUGAAAGAGGGGAAUUAAUGAUUCUGAAGGUUGGGCGAAGAUGGGUUGGGUAGCCAUUAUAUUUAACUAGAUACUCCGCCUCACUCUUCUAGAAGUAGUACUGAACGUUUCACUAGCGAGGUGAGAGAGGCAGCAUCCUCUUCUGGACGUUCUUCGGGAAUACCUUUCUCUACGUGGCCUUAUAACCUCUCUCUACGUUCUAUCUAUUCUUUACAUUUCAGUCUGUCUGUCAGAUUGUUUGUCUGGCCGUCUGUCCAUCGGCUCUCUUUCCAUUUUCCAUGUCCUCCAUGAUUGCAAGUAAAUUAUUGCAGAUUGAGAAUCACACUUUCACUAAAUAUGCAAUUAUUAUUCUAAUGGAGUAUGGGAUGAAUAUGUAUAAGGUAGACAACACUGUAACAUAUGCUUUUUAUAUCAUUGUUACUCUAACAUAAUCAUGUCAAGGCAGAAUUGUGUAAAGAAGGUAUUUCCAUAUUCAUGUUUAUCAUCAUUAGAGACCUGCAGCAGCUGGGGUAACUGACUAUCUCAGUAUUGUUUAAAGUAAGCAGAGGAAGAAACUACAGGCUAAUGGAGGCUGAAUGGAGGAUGUACUAUUUGGUAUUGGAAUAGUAAUGUUAUAACAAUCGAAGAGUUGUCCAUCAGGUAAAGUGAGUUGAUCUCUGCUAGAACCUUCAUGUCCAUGCUUGACUGACUGAUGCUAUGGGCUAUACUCAUACAGUGUGUAUGUGUGUGUGUAUACGUAAAAUGUAUGCACGCAUGACUAAGUCGCUUUGGAUAAAAGCAUCAGC